AUGCAUCUGCUACUUCAUUUGCUGCUUUUAUUCUCUCAUGCGAACGCUCUUCCUUUGCUCGGAUCUUCAUUCGGUAUUCCAGCUAACGCUACAUACGACUAUGUUGUCGUUGGUGGAGGAACGGCCGGCCUCACGGUUGCAGCUCGUCUUGCAGAGAACCCCAGAUUCUCAGUCGCAGUGAUCGAAGCGGGGAGUUUCUACGAGAUCUCUAAUGGAAACUUGAGCCAAAUCCCGGCAUUUGACUACUAUUGGACGGGAAAGGGCUACAAUCCAUUGGUCGAUUGGGGGUACCAAACUGUCCCUCAGAAGGGCAUUUCAGACGCCAUCGUCCACUAUCCUCGUGGAAAAUGUCUCGGGGGGAGCUCCGCCCGCAACUAUAUGGCCUACACACGUGGCAGCGCAAAGUCCUAUGACCUUUGGGCAAAUUCCGUUGGUGACUCAAGCUACGAGUGGCUCAAUUUGCUUCCCUUCUUCCAGAAAUCGAUCACUUUCACGCCUCCAGAUGCAAGCAAACGAGCCGCAAAUGCCACACCCGGAGACGUGAAAGAUCUUGGCAAUACCGGCGGUCCCCUCGGCAUCACGUUCCCCAACUACGCACAGCCGUGGUCUUCUUGGGUGCAACUUGCUUUGCAGGGGAUUGGGAUCAAUCCGAUUGCUGGCCUCGUUAGCGGAAAGAUCUUUGGCUCGUCGUAUACUACUAAUACUAUUCAAGCGUCGACCCAAAUACGAGAAUCAUCCGAGACUGCUUUCUUGCAGCCGGUACUGUCUAAGGGCAAUUUGAUCGUCUAUCAGUCUACUUUAGCUAAGAAGAUCAUCUUCGAUAGCAACAAGGUUGCGACGGGUGUUCUCGUUGAUACCUCAGGGGUUGAAUACACUCUCUCUGCCAAACACGAAGUCAUCGUUUCCUCUGGCGUCUUUGGUUCUCCGCAGCUUCUCAUGGUCUCGGGUGUGGGUCCAGCAGCAGCACUAAACAAUCUUGGUAUCCCUGUCAUAUCAGAUCUUCCCGGAGUCGGGCAGAACAUUUCAGACCAUAUCUUCAUGGGGCCCAGCCACCGAGUUAACGUUCAUACAUCCUCUUCAUUCGCCAGCCCCCUAUUCGCAACUCAAGCAACACUAGACUACCAAACCAAACAGUCAGGCCCUCUAACCAGCACCGGUGGAGACUUUUUCGGCUGGGAAAAGCUCACCUCUGCCCAUCUCUCCAAGGCCGCCCUUUCAAACCUCAGCUUCUUCACUCCCGACUGGCCACACCUCGAGUACCUCAGCAUUCCGACCUAUCUUGGGCCCGGGUUUCCGACCGACACUGCCCAAUACGCCUCCCUUGCUACCGCCAUUGUAGCACCCCUCUCUCGCGGCACCGUCUCUAUCACUUCCCCCAACACCACUGACGCGCCCCUCAUCGACCCACGCUGGCUGACCCACCCGACUGAUAUCGCGCUCGCUAUCGCUGGCUUCAGGCGCGCGCGGGAGGCAUUGAAAACGCCGGCGCUUGGCCCUGUUUUGAUACGAGAUGAAGCUUGGCCAGGUACGGGAGUGCAAAGCGAUGCGGAUAUCUUGGCAUCGAUCAAACUGGGGUUACAGAGUCUGAGCCAUGGGUGUUGUACGUGUAAGAUGGGAAAGAAAGAGGAUGGGAUGGCGGUAGUGGAUUCCAAGGGGAGAGUGAAGGGGGUGAGUGGGUUGCGAGUGGUAGAUGUUAGUGCGUUUGCGUUGUUGCCGCCUGGGAAUCCGCAGAGUACGGUUUAUGCAUUGGCUGAGAAGAUUUCCGAGGAUAUCAAGACAGGGUAG
Molecule: messenger RNA, 1785 nt
Organism: Mytilinidion resinicola
Lineage: Eukaryota; Fungi; Ascomycota; Dothideomycetes; Mytilinidiales; Mytilinidiaceae
Product: alcohol oxidase
Exons: 6
Coding region: 1-1785 (594 amino acids)
Biological process (GO): secondary metabolite biosynthetic process
Molecular function (GO): oxidoreductase activity, acting on CH-OH group of donors; flavin adenine dinucleotide binding
Source: RefSeq, a predicted model, not a curated record